This is a messenger RNA of Didymodactylos carnosus, 2718 nucleotides long. Lineage: Eukaryota; Metazoa; Rotifera; Eurotatoria; Philodinida; Philodinidae. The record is from the annotation of a GenBank genome assembly.
AUGACUAAUCCUCCGUUGCUCUAUAAGAUUGGUAUUGAAUACCUGGCAAAGAUUUUGUUAUCAACAAUAGCUAAAAUAGAUUCAGAUUUUGACGACACUGACGAAGAAGAUAAUGAAGAUGAGAUGCCGUUGUAUAUGCCUGAAUUAAAAAAUUUAUCAACAAGAUUAAAUGAUUUAUUAUUAGAAGAAUUAACCAAACAUAUGAGAUGUGAAACACAUUCGACUUCGUCAAAUGGUAAAUUUUUAUCUAUAUUCAGCAAACCAAUUGUAAUUAAAAAGUCAGUAGUACCAUUAGUCACUGUAACACGAUUAGAUUUCCAAUGUUGUUUAUUUAUUACUGACAAAUCAUUUUCAACAUUGAUUAAUCAAGAUUUAGUAGAACUAAUUGAUUUACGUAAUACGCACAUAACGUAUCACAUAUUUAACAUAUUAUCCCAAUAUUUUCCACGAUUGAAAUAUUUACGGUUAGGAAAAUCAGAUAUGAAAACCUAUCAGGAUCAUUAUCUUCAUGAUAAUUUUUUAUCGUCUUUAUUUCCUACCACUAUUAAUCAUGAAAAAUCAUCAUCCACAUUCAUUAAGAAAUCUAGUCUAAAAGUUUUAACAUUUGAAGGAGUUGAUCUUCCCUUACUCGAUACUAAAACAAACGAAUACAUUCAAGACAUAAUAUCGUUGACAGUGAUUCAUACAUCGAUUCGGUUGAAUUAUCUUGAUCUUUCACGUUCUACAAUCAUAAAUGAUCUAUCAUGUUUAUCGAGCUUAAAAUGUUUGAACACAUUAAUAUUAUAUGAAAUAAAGCCAAGUGUUAUUGAAAAAUAUAUUUCACAAAUAUGUGAGCUGAAAAUGUUAACGACACUUGAUUUAUCAUGUUUAAAGCAUGAUCCUGAUUCCUAUCAAAAUCCCACGUAUAUAUUAGCAAAAUUAGUCUGUUCAUUAGAACACUUAUCAUCAUUAGAUAUAAGUGGAACAAAUCUAGGUGGAAGCAAUAUAUUUAAGCAAGAGGAAGAACUACAAUAUUUAUGCAAAAAAUUUAAUAUUACAAAUAUUGAAAGCUAUUCUGUUCAAUCAAGUAUACCCGCUUUACUUCUUCUAAAGAAACCGUUGGAAUUCCUUGGUGUACUUGAAUGUGAUAAUAGUGUCUCAACACGAGAUUAUUUACCAGCAAAAAAAGUUGCGGGAGAAGCAACAGAAGUUCAAUUGAUAAAUGCCAUGAUUCACUAUCAUAAUCGAUCAGGAAUGUUGGGUACAGCAUUAGUACAAUUAUUCGAUUUCUAUCGGACAGAAACGAUGCAUGAUCCACUAUAUGGCGGCAAGUGCGAUAUCAUCUCCAUGAACGAGCCAAGACUCAGUGAAAUUGUUCCUUAUCAUCUCCUAGGAUUUAAUGUGUAUCGUCAUGAUCGAGAUAAUCGAGGUGGUGGUGUACUGAUGGCAAUUAGAGCAAAUAUCAAAUGUACAGAAAUGUUAAAAAAGACUAUUGAAGACGCCACAGCAGAAAUCAGAUCAUCAACACCACGUCAACAGUAUAAUUUCCAUGCGGCCAACUGGCCUCAGUUUACACUGGAAGUAAAUUCCCGGCUAGAGGCGCAUCCACCGAAGGAGGUAAGCAGCAUCCAAGAAAUAGAAUCCUAUUCAAAAUUUAUCACUAAUGCUAUCAAUGAUGCAUGCUCAAUAGCAAUAGCUAAAAUAAACAACAGUCUACGAUCCUAUAAACCAAGUAAAGUAACUCUAGAUUUAUCAAAACAGAAACAUCAUUACUCCAGAGAUGGAAAACAACACUAUUACCGUUAUCGAGAACUAGCUGCAAACUUAAUCAGAAAUGAUAAAGCUAACUCACUCAAAAAACUAAUGGUAUCUCUAACAAAAAAUAAGAUGAAUGGUACUCAGCUUAUUAUGGAUGCAAUGGAGAAUCAUAUUUAUAAUCAUGAUAUUCAAACAUCUGGCAGUGUAAUUAACCUGUUGAAUUAUAUCGCUUGUGGCGUUGAUCAUGAAGAAAAAUUAACAAUUGGAAAUUUGCGCACUAUUGAAAUAAUGAUGUGUUUGAUACAAACACGUAUAAAAACACAGGUUGCCGACGAUUUACUCGAAUUAGCUUGGACAGUAUUGUGGAACAUAACAGAUGAAACAGCUGAGAAUUGUCGAAAAUUUAUUGAAGAAAAUAAUGGUCUGCAAGCAUUUGUAGAUUGUUUGAGAGUGUUUGGUGAAAGACUUGAUGUCGUAAGAAAUGUUCUUGGCCUUCUGGGAAAUGUUGCUGAAGUAAAAGAAUUAAGACCUUAUUUGAUCAAUGAUAUUCAUGUUGAACAAUUUCGAAUGUUAAUGAAACAAAGUAAUGCGAAUCUAGAAGUAAGAUACAAUUCUGGCGGAAUCUUAGCGCAUAUUUUGAAUGAUGGUCCUGAAGUAUGGACUAUUAGCACGGAUCGAAAUGAAUUAAGUAAUGAUAUGUUUGAAAUGAUUAAAGACUGGGAUAUUCAUCUGGAUCGAACAAUAAACUAUAGAUCGUUUGGUCCAAUUUUACGCCUUCUAAACGAAAAUAAUGCGAGUGGUAGUUUAAUGUGGGCAUCUUGGGCUCUAGCCAAUCUUACAACAAAAAAUCCUGAUAAAUAUUGUUCAUUACUUCGCAAGGAGAAUGGUGAAGAGCUAUUACGUCAGUUAUUGAACUCUGAAACUGUCGAAACAGCUAUCAAACAUUUAGCACAAACAGCUUUGGAUGCCGUAUCAGCGUAA